AUGUCUGAUAGUGUCGAUAUUGAAGAGAAACCACCUGCCCCUCCCUUGAGAAUGAACAGUAGUUCCAGAGACUCUUCAUCUGUGAAUCCCGCCUCUAAACCGCUUCCAAUGGCUCCUGAAGAGAAAAUUAAGAAAGUGCGUCUGCGUUCCAUCUUCCAAGGAGGAGAUAAGACAAACAAGAAGAAAGAGAAGGAGCGUCCUGAGAUAUCGCUUCCUUCUGACUUUGAACACACCAUCCAUGUUGGCUUUGAUGCAGUAACAGGAGAAUUCACUCAUUCACUUGUUAUAAGUACACCUUCAAAGUGUGGAGUUUUUUUAUCCCACUUCUCAAUCUUUCAGGGCAUUCCAGAGCAGUGGGCACGCCUCCUCCAGACCUCCAACAUCACCAAGCUUGAGCAGAAGAAGAACCCCCAAGCUGUGUUAGAUGUCCUCAAGUUCUACGACUCCAAAGAGACGGUCAACAACCAGAAGUACAUGAGCUUCACCUCAGGAGACAAAUCAGCCCACGGUUACAUAGCAGCAAACACUCUGGUGAGUGCCAAAACAUCGACAUCUGAACCUCCGAUUGCUCCACCUGUGUCAGAAGAGGAGGAUGAGGAAGAGGAGGAAGAAGAAGAGGAUGAGGAAGAAGAGGAGGAGGACGAUGACGACGAACUACCCCCUGUCAUCGCGCCUCGACCCGAGCACACCAAAUCAAUUUACACUCGCUCAGUCAUGGACCCGCCUAAGCCUCCGACUCCUAUCAAAGAGGUUGUGACGCCACCAGUGUCCCAGGUCCAGCCGGACAACACAUCGAGCACAAUGUAUCGCCACACUGACCGCCAGAGGAAAAAGUCUAAAAUGACAGAUGAGGAGAUCCUGGAGAGACUCAGGAGUAUCGUGAGUGUGGGGGAUCCCAAAAAGAAGUACACACGCUUUGAGAAAAUAGGACAAGGAGCUUCUGGCACGGUGUAUACCGCCAUCGACGUAGCAACCGGCCAAGAGGUGGCCAUCAAGCAGAUGAACCUACAGCAGCAACCCAAGAAGGAGCUGAUUAUCAAUGAGAUCUUGGUGAUGAGGGAAAACAAAAACUCAAAUAUAGUCAACUACCUGGACAGUUACUUGGUAGGAGACGAGCUUUGGGUAGUGAUGGAGUAUUUAGCCGGUGGCUCUUUGACCGAUGUCGUGACUGAGACCUGCAUGGACGAGGGCCAGAUUGCAGCAGUUUGCAGAGAGUGUCUACAAGCAUUGGAUUUCCUGCACUCCAACCAAGUGAUCCACAGAGACAUAAAAAGUGACAACAUCCUUUUGGGAAUGGAUGGAUCCGUCAAACUCACCGAUUUUGGAUUCUGCGCCCAGAUAACUCCAGAGCAAAAUAAGCGCAGCACAAUGGUGGGAACACCCUACUGGAUGGCACCAGAAGUGGUGACCCGUAAGGCUUACGGGCCAAAGGUGGACAUCUGGUCUCUGGGAAUCAUGGCCAUUGAAAUGGUUGAAGGAGAACCUCCAUAUCUGAAUGAGAAUCCUCUCAGGGCCUUGUACCUGAUUGCCACCAAUGGAACGCCGGAGCUCCAGAACCCAGAGAGAUUGUCGUCCAUUUUCAGAGACUUCCUCAAUCGCUGCCUCGAGAUGGAUGUGGACCGCAGAGGUUCUGCUAAAGAGCUGCUUCAGCAUUCGUUCCUCAAACUGGCCAAGCCUUUGUCCAGCCUGACGCCUCUGAUUGUAGCUGCCAAGGAAGCCAUAAAGAACAGCAGUCGCUAG
Nerophis lumbriciformis (worm pipefish) is the source of this 1740-nucleotide messenger RNA. Lineage: Eukaryota; Metazoa; Chordata; Actinopteri; Syngnathiformes; Syngnathidae. The record is from RefSeq and is a predicted model, not a curated record.